AUCUUGUUUCAUGCAAUCAAAAUGUUAAGCUUUAUGAAGCACAUAUUAAGCCCCAAUCUGUAAUUUCAUUUAUAGUUCUAAAAUUUAAAAUCUGCAAGACUAACAGUUUUUGUACUAAACAAAAAUACAUAUCAUCAGGCCUACUUGUUUUCCACUUGACCUGACAUGCUCUGAAAAUUGGGCUGUUUACUCAAGGAAGAUGUAGCAAAGAGAUGGGAAAAUUAACUCGUUGCCAAAAGUGAUCUGUGAUGUGGGACAUUUGUGAUUAAGUUGUCAUAGAAAAUAUAGAAAAUGUAUGGUUUAUAAUGCUAUAAUUCCUUUUUAUUUUUUAUACAUAUAUAAUUUUCAAAACAAGGAAAAACACUGACUCCACAUUAAGCAGAAAGAAGAAAUAUGCAGGAGGUCAAUUUAGUAAGUGCUAUAAAAUGUCUUCUUAAAUCUAUCCAUAAAUUGUGGUUUAAAGAGGAACUUUUUAUAGCAGUACUUAAUAUAAUUUAAAUUAUUUACAUUUCUAUAUGAAUUUUUUAACAAACUCUUAAUUCUACAAGUACUCAUUAGAUGACGUGGAUUGUGUAAAUAAUGGUUGGUGAAUUUUGACCCCUUUUAAAUUGUUUGCUGUGUUAUGGUGACCUGGCAUCGCACAAAUCACAAGUAUCGAUCUGGUUGUGUCUUUAAUUUGUUUAUCUUUAUUUCCAACCUUUCUACUACUCCCAUUGUGAUCACUGUGCACAGCCAGAUGUCUACGAGUCGGAGGGAUGAAAGGAUCUAACCAGUAAGACAGACACAGCAACAGUGCCAUAUGAAGACAAUUUGUGUGUAACAGGCAGAGUACUAAGGAGACUAGGCAGCCUUGCAGAUCACCGCACGGAGCCAGGACCUGCCCUGAACUGGAGGGCCUGUCUCCACCACGAGCCCCUUCUCCUCACCCCCUCAGCGGCAUGUACCCAGAGGAAAGCAGGGGGUCCGGAGGGGUCACCACUGUGGACUUCCUGGAUGGGACAUAUGACUACACAGCCCCCACGCCGGCACCCACCCUGUACAGCCACUCCAGCACGGGCUACUUCUCUGCGCCCAUAGACGCUCAUGGACCACCCUCUGACGGGAGCCUGCAAUCCCUGGGCAGCGGUCCCAACAGUCCUCUGGUGUUUGUUCCCUCGAGCCCCCGCCUCAGCCCCUUCAUGCACCCACCCAGCCACCACUAUCUGGAGACCAGCUCCACACUAAUCUACAGGUCCGGUGUACCAUCUACUCAACAGAUGUCGAGAGAGGAGCAGAGUGGGGCAGAGGAUGCUUUCAGAAUGGGUAAACCUGGGUCAGGGGCAGAGGUCGGACCUGGAGGCUUUGAAAUGGCCAAAGAGACUCGCUUUUGUGCAGUGUGCAGUGACUAUGCCUCUGGGUACCACUAUGGGGUGUGGUCAUGUGAGGGCUGCAAGGCCUUCUUCAAGAGGAGCAUCCAAGGUCACAAUGACUAUAUGUGCCCAGCAACCAAUCAGUGCACCAUCGACAGGAAUCGGAGGAAGAGCUGCCAGGCCUGUCGUCUUAGAAAGUGUUACGAAGUUGGGAUGAUGAAAGGAGGUAUUCGUAAAGACCGUGGUCGGGUUUUGCGACGUGAUAAGCGAAGGACUGACAGAGACAAAAACUCAAAAAACUUACAACACAAAACAGCACCUCAACAGGACAGCAAGAAGCACUACAACAGUACAUCAGGUGGAGGACCAAAGCUUGUCGUCUCUGGGCUGUCUCCUGACCAGGUGCUUCAGUUGCUGCAGGUAGCUGAGCCCCCGAUGCUCUGCUCUCGUCAGAAGAUGAGUCGACCAUACACAGAAGUCACCAUCAUGACCCUGCUCACCAGCAUGGCCGACAAAGAGCUGGUGCACAUGAUCACCUGGGCCAAGAAACUACCAGGUUUCUUGCAGCUCUCGCUCCAUGACCAGGUGCUGCUGCUGGAGAGCUCGUGGCUGGAGGUGCUAAUGAUUGGCCUGAUCUGGAGGUCUAUGCACUGUCCUGGGAAACUCAUCUUUGCCCAGGACCUCAUCUUGGACAGACAAGAAGGGGACUGUGUGGAGGGCUUUGCCGAGAUCUUUGACAUGUUGCUGGCCACAGCGUCUCGUUUCCGCAUGCUCAAGCUCAGACCAGAGGAGUUUGUGUGCCUCAAAGCCAUUAUCCUGCUCAACUCUGGUGCAUUCUCAUUCUGCACGGGCACAAUGGAGCCUCUUCAUGACAGUACUUCAGUCCAGAGCAUCCUGGACACCAUUACUGAUGCCCUCAUUCACCACAUCAGCCUAUCAGGAUACACUGUCCAACAGCAGUCCAGAAGACAGGCCCAGCUCCUGCUCCUGCUAUCCCACAUCAGGCACAUGAGCAACAAAGGCAUGGAGCACCUAUACAGCAUGAAGUGCAAAAACAAAGUGCCCCUGUAUGACCUGCUGCUGGAGAUGCUGGACGCUCACCGCCUCCAUCACCCUAACGGGACCAGCCAAGCCCGCUCCCUGAACACCAACGACUCCCCUUUUGACAUCAGCCCUGGUUUAAGUUCAGACCCCCUCGGUACGAUGGAGGGGGGAGGCAAAGUGUCCUCUUCAAGUGUCCUUCAGUAUGGAGGGCCCCGGCCUGAUUGCACACAAAUUGCAUGAAAAGACUACAUGGUGCACGGUGAGCGUAGUUUAGAAGGGAUUUGAUAGUGUUUAAAGAUACAACAUGAAAACAGUGUGUUGUCUUUUUGAUAACAACUUGGCUAACAUGCAGUCCCAAUUCAACAAUCUGUAAUGCGCUAUGUAUUUUGAUAUUUUUCCUUAAAACUAAUGAUUGAACCAAAAGCCAAAUUGUGAUGGGUAAACUGGAUCUAAAACAGCAAAGAGGCAGAUUUAAAGGUGCAAUAUGUAACUUUUUUGUUGGUGAUCUGUUACCUGCUUCUUUCCAUGGAUAUGUCAUUGCUCUGCCUGGAAUGUUCUAUAGUGCGACAUUAAACAGCUCUACCAUACAUUUAUUUAAUUACAGGUGUUUUUAUAGCUCCAAAAGAUCUAGAAAAACAGGCAUCACGACUGGUGGGGUGGGGACCUCUCCGCAGAUCUGACGUGUAAUGUGGUCUGGUUUGGUCUCCAUGAAGAUAGAAAGGUUCAGUACAAUACUGUGAAACAGUCCAGAUAAAGCAAUAACAUCUUCAAGGAGAAAAGUAUUUGACAGACCCUCCACCAGAAAAGUUACGCAAAGCACCUUUAACGAAUCACAAUGAAGUGUAAAUCGCAACUGUUCCCUGUGCUUAAAAAUGUUAGACUUUUUGUCAUGUGAUAUCAACAACCCUAAUGGCCUCAUUAUAGGUUGGUGGUCAUAAAGUUAUGUUUGAAUCAAUUUUGAAGGUAAAAGAUGAACAGUAAUUUUCUAGUUGUCUAUGUCUAUUUCCUCUAGCGGCUGUGGAUAGUUGUCCUGAGGCUCUGGGCUGAAACACAGUUAUUUUCAUUCAGCUGUUUUAAUAUUCAUAAUUAUGUGUCUAAUGGCUCUACAGUGCAGCUUUCCAAACAGCAGGUAUUAUUGUUGUAUUGUCCGCACAUGUGAUCUAAAAUGGCAAUGAGCAGCUUAUGUUAGUCUUUUUAUUGCCUCUACCAAAGUGCACUUCUUCUUGGGUUUAAGGGUCUAAUGGGCAUUAUUAUUUUUCAAAACAGAUAAAUGCACUUGAGUAAAAUUAAUGUGACUUUGCAAUGUUUUUAAGCUUGGUAACAUUUGAGUCUUUGUGAAAAUAUAAAGGAAGAUUAACUUUUGUAUUGGUUAAGUCUCUAUAGAGCGCAUGUCGUCUCUCAUCUGUUUGCUUGACAUGGCAAAAUCUUACUGAAUUAUUUUUUUAUGUGUGAAACAGCUUCAAGAUGGUUAAUGGUGUAAUUACACCAUUUACCAAGUAAAUAAGGUGGCUUAUCUGAAGAAAUUUUGCUAUUUUCAUCAAAAACUGCACAAAACAAUAUUGCUAAUUAUGGUUAUUUAAUGAAAAAAUAUAAUGUAACUUUAUAGAUCUUAGAUUUAAUGCAUCUUAUCUUUGUAAAAAAAAAAUCAUAAAAUGAGCUUAUAUAGGAUCAUAAUUUGUCACUGUUGAUGGAUGUAAAUACAGAGUUAAACUGAGCAAAAAUAAUUUGUGAAUUAAAUAAAAUGUU
This is a messenger RNA of Boleophthalmus pectinirostris (great blue-spotted mudskipper), 4139 nucleotides long. RefSeq names its product estrogen receptor 1 (gene esr1). Gene Ontology annotation, biological process: steroid hormone receptor signaling pathway; regulation of DNA-templated transcription. Lineage: Eukaryota; Metazoa; Chordata; Actinopteri; Gobiiformes; Gobiidae. Gene Ontology annotation, cellular component: nucleus. Gene Ontology annotation, molecular function: DNA-binding transcription factor activity; zinc ion binding; sequence-specific DNA binding. The transcript has 10 exons. Bases 939 to 2633 code for a protein of 564 amino acids. The record is from RefSeq and is a predicted model, not a curated record.